Fusarium graminearum PH-1 is the source of this 1880-nucleotide messenger RNA. RefSeq lists its product as uncharacterized. Gene Ontology annotation, biological process: iron import into the mitochondrion. Gene Ontology annotation, molecular function: ferrous iron transmembrane transporter activity. The coding region runs from base 435 to 1370 and encodes 311 amino acids. Gene Ontology annotation, cellular component: mitochondrial membrane. The record is from RefSeq and is a predicted model, not a curated record. Lineage: Eukaryota; Fungi; Ascomycota; Sordariomycetes; Hypocreales; Nectriaceae. The transcript has 8 exons.
CUUUCUUGCUCUCUAUAACCGCCAACGGGAGUCAAAUUAUUGAUCGAUUGGCCUGUUCGAAAAGACCGAGUAGGUCUGGGAAAGGAAGCAAGGCCCGGACAUAUCGACGAGUUUGCGCGGCACUUUCGGCUCGGACAAUUGAAGACCGCAUUUUCGCCCCUAGGCCUUUAUCUUGAGCAUCAACUCAUACAUCGACAUCGUCAUCGUUCUCGUUCGCAGCGAGUGGGCGCAACACAACAAACCUCACAAGAAAGAAAAAAAAAACCCCCGAAAUCUCCGUUCCUUCAAAGCCCCGUAGCUGACUCGACACCUGGCACGAAUCGAUCGCCGUCGACUUUACAACGCAAUCACCCUGAUAUCCCCCCCCCCUAGUCGCCAAUCUGGCGACCCUCGAGACCAAGCCUUUCGGCGGAGCAUCGGAAGCUGUGGCCGCCAUGGCCCAGCCAAGUGCAGAGCCAGUCGAGGAGGAAUACGACUAUGAAUCUCUGCCGCCCAACUUCUCCCUGUUGCAGAACAUGGCCGCAGGCGCCUUUGCUGGUAUAGCAGAGCACACUGCAAUGUAUCCCAUCGAUGCGAUCAAGACGAGAAUGCAGAUCCUCAACUCUAGUAACACACCUGCUUACUCGGGAGUCAUUCGCAACACCGUUCAAAUCGCUCGCACCGAGGGUUUCUUCAGCUUAUGGCGCGGAAUGUCUAGUGUCAUCGUUGGCGCAGGACCUGCACAUGCCGUUUACUUUGCGACUUACGAAGCAGUCAAGCAUGCUAUGGGCGGUAACCAAGCCGGUGUUCACCACCCACUCGCUGCCGCUACCAGCGGCGCUGCUGCUACUAUUGCCAGUGACGCCUUCAUGAACCCCUUCGAUGUUAUCAAGCAACGUAUGCAAAUCCAAAAUUCAAGCAAGAUGUACAGAUCUAUGUUUGACUGCGCCAAGUAUGUCUACAGAUCUGAGGGCUUGGGGGCUUUCUACAUCUCCUACCCCACGACACUUUCUAUGACAGUGCCUUUCACUGCCCUCCAGUUUCUCGCCUACGAGUCUAUUUCUACCGCAAUGAACCCCGCAAAGACCUACGACCCAAUGACACACUGUUUGGCAGGCGCUGUUGCUGGUGGAUUCGCGGCUGGUCUUACAACUCCCAUGGAUGUUAUCAAGACAAUGCUUCAAACACGUGGAACAUCCACAGAUCCCCAAGUGAGAAACGUCAACAGCUUUAUUGGAGGAUGCCGGCUGCUUUACCAAAGAGCUGGCGUCUCAGGGUUCUUCAAGGGCGUGCGACCUCGCAUCGUUACCACCAUGCCUAGCACAGCCAUCUGCUGGUCGGCAUACGAAUUUUCAAAGUCAUACUUCAUCAAGCGAAACGACGCUGCCUGAACGGCAUGACCCCAAAUUCAGCAGUCACCCAAAGCGACCAAUUCUUGAGCAAGUGGUGAAAGUUACCCCAUCAUUAAAUCAUGGCGGUUCGGUUCAUUGAAAGAGUAGAUUCGAAAGUAAAGAUAACGAAGGGAAACCCUUCAAAGUAUGGAGAUGAGGACUACAUGCACGAGACUCACCUACCUUAGGACAGCUACCUUUUGAUUCGGCGUUUGCCUCACCCGGCUUGCAUUCUCACAAUCAAGAAUGUCUACUGGCUUUGUAGAUCACCACGACCUCUUCCAGUGGUAGGACCGAGUGAUGCUCAGGGCAUCCAGCAGCGGAUCGUGUACAUAACGAAACAUCAUCAUUUCUUACGAACAAAACGGACAAGAGCGGCGAUAAAGGAUCGGAAACGGGUAAAGGGGUGCUGGUGUUUAUUCGCAGAUAGACGGUGUGGAAUGUGUCAUGAUAGUUUUGCCAGUUAAAUGUUGAUGUCAAGAUACUAGCAUAUAUGCAUGCCUUGGUCUU